Molecule: messenger RNA, 1165 nt
Organism: Aaosphaeria arxii CBS 175.79
Lineage: Eukaryota; Fungi; Ascomycota; Dothideomycetes; Pleosporales
Exons: 2
Coding region: 124-1071 (315 amino acids)
Source: RefSeq, a predicted model, not a curated record
UCUUAAAUCUUCUUCUUGCGCCGGCCGCUUGUUUGAUACUCGCAGUUGCCUCAUUCAUUUCACUAUCUUCAAUUUACAACUUUUAUAUAAUUUCCAAGUCUCCUACUUAAACGUCCAACCAAAAUGCGUUACUCAAUCAUCGCCAUUGUAGCCAUGGCUGCUCACGCCUCCGCCCACGGCGUCCUCACCGAGAUCCAGGGUGCCAACGGAGUCAAUAUGCCUGGUCUUUCUGUCCAGGAUGGCACUCCCCGCGACUGUGCUACCCCCGGCUGCGGCUCUGAAGCCGACACCUCCAUCAUCCGCGAGCGAGAAAUGGGAGGCAAAGCCUCAGCCCUCGGCCGCACUCAAGGCGGCGGAGCCGUCGAUGCGGCUUCGGCCAUUGCCUCCUUCAUGGGUACUGGUAACGGUAAUGGCAAUGGCAAGGCUACAGGCAACGCCAACGGCAAUGCCAACACCGCUGGAACCGGCAAGAAAGCCAACAACAAUGCCAACAACGCCAACAACAACAAACGCCAACUCCUCGCCGGCCUCCUCGGCGGCGGCAAGAAAGGCAACGGCAACGGCGGCGCCUCCGACGGCUCCAAGACCUCCAAGGGCACCUCCGAGCAAGGCGUGGCCGCCGCCGCAGGAACAGGCGCCUCCUCAGGCCUCCCCACGACCUCCGACGACGGCACCAUCACCAUGACCUACCACCAAGUCAACCAAGACGGUGCCGGGCCCCUCACCGCCUCCAUCGACGCCACAUCCGGCGGCACCGACCCCUCCGCCUUCCAGACCGCAAAGGUCGUCCAGGACGUCCCUGGCAUCGGCAUCGGCGGGCUGUCUGGUGCGACUACGACGGACUUCCCAGUCAAGGUGCAGAUGCCCGCCGGUAUGACAUGCCAGGGCAGCGUUGGCGGUGCCCAAAACGUCUGCAUCGUGCGCAUGCAGAACUCGGCGCUCGCCGGGCCGUUUGGCGGGUCUGCGGCGUUCACGCAGAGUAAUGCCGCGAAGAAGAGGGCCGUCGAGUUUAACCUCAGGAAGAGGCAUUUCGCGAGGGGCAUUUUGGGAAUGGCUGAUGCUGACGAGUAGAGGCGAAGACAGUUCUAUGAGAGCUUCCUAUGGUUGUAUAUCUGUCGAGCUGGUCGUACUUGUACAUAGACUCCCCAUUUCCUUCCUCUUUCCU